GCUGCUGUCGUUCACUGUCUUUGGAUUCGCGUUCGUGUUCGGAACGAUUUUCUGGAGAGUUCAAAGUGUGUCUGGUUCUGUCCUGUGUUCGUGUUUGUUCAGAGCAAUAGAAAAGUGUGAUUAUUUAGAGAAAAAAAAGUGAAUUGUGUAUAUUGGGGAGAACAAAAUUGAGGAAUUGCAGCAAUCGAAUGUUUUUCGGUGUCAAUUACCAGUGCGUCUGAGAGGUAUAAAUUUUUUGAUUGGUGUCUGCUAAAUUUCCAGAGCUUUCGGAUAAUUAAAAUUUACAGUUCGUGAAAAUUUCUCACAUCUGACCUUUUAUUUUCGUUCCCGUUAUCCGAAAAAGGGGCAAAUCAGUUGUGAACGGAAGAAAAGUGUUUACGUAAUUUUGCUAGAUUUUCUUCGUUGUGUAAUGUAAAGAAUCGUUGUCGCGUGUGCAAGAAGAGAAAGGCAGUCAAGUUUUAAGCAAAUUUGUUCAACGACGAAACACUCAAAUAUAGGCAGUGAGGGGGAAAACAGAUUUGAGUCUUGUGAGUGUAUUAGUGUGAGCCUUUUUUGUGAAAAAUUUCACCCUCCCUCCCCUUAAGGCUUACUGUGUCUAUCGUUUUCGUGAACGUCAAACGACAGCAGAACAGAAACUUUUCUCGUCGUGGUAAAAUUCCGGCUGUUGUGUAAUGGCGUUUCUGCGUUCGGUCUCUCGCUGCAACAAUUUGGUAUCGCGAAAAGCAUCAACAUCGGCAAUCAGUGGAAGUAUUUCUGUUUCCAAAUCUUACCGUAGUGUUCCUUUCAACGAUGCAUUAACCGUCGAGCGGUACCAAGCCUCGUUAACCUAUCUCAGCCAGGUCCUAGCCGGAGGACAAUUUCACCAGCGUAGAUUUAGAUCCGUAGCGGCGACCGCCAACGCCGGUGGUGUCCAUGUCGCUAAACAACAGCAGCAGCAGAAUGACCCCAGCUCUCCACAUCGGGACCCCUUGGAUGUCAGCUUCAAUGAUCCGAACGCAGCAUUCAAGAGCAAAACUACAUUCGAGUUGAUCCGGGCGUACUUUGUGUACGUCCUGUGUUCGUCUGAGUUCCUCGUAGAAAACAAUAUGAAGCUCAUGAAGCUGACGAAAGCAAUUACCGGGGACAAACUGUUUACCCAGUUCAUGAAGUCAACCUUCUACGGACACUUUGUCGCCGGAGAGGACAGAUUCCUGAUCGUACCAGUGCUUGAGAGACUGCGAUCGUUUGGUGUGAAACCAAUUCUAGAUUAUUCGGUGGAGGAGGAUCUGUCCCAGGAGGAAGCAGAGAAGCGCGAAGUGGAGGCUUCUCUCUCGUCAACUGGAACGAACCUUUCCGGCGAGGCCACCUCCCUGCCUCAGUACAGCGUGGACAAAACGUUUGCCGAUCGCCGCUACAAAGUACAAAGCGCACGUACCUACUUCUACCUGAACGAGGCAACAUGCGAACGGAACAUGGAAACGUUCCUCGAAUGCCUGGAUGCGGUCAAAGGAGCUACCUUCGGAACUGGUAUUACGGCGAUCAAACUAACCGCUCUAGGACGACCCCAGUUACUGCUUCAGCUUUCAGAAGUCAUUAUGCAGGCACGUAAUUACAUGAUGGAGCUAGCAGGCGAUACCGGUAACGUAAUGACACAUCACAAAACGAUUCAAGAUUUGGAACGAUACCUAAGUAAUGUAGCCGAUAAGAAGGAGGUGAAGCAGUUUUUGGAGAAGGUUACCUCGGAUAAAGACGGUAUUCUACACUUGUUCCCCUGGUCGGGAAUUAUCAACGAAGACUGCGAACUGAGCGAAACCUUCCGAGUGCCAGACCCGGUUUCCGGGCAAAUGCGUCGAUUGAUCUCACAGAUUCCACCCAAAGAGGAAGAAAUGUUUCGUAAUAUGAUUAGACGACUAAAUACUAUUGUUAAGACUGCCCAAGACCUAGACGUACGUAUAAUGAUUGACGCUGAGCAGACCUACUUCCAGCCAGCUAUCUCUCGCAUCACGCUGGAAAUGAUGCGCAAAUAUAACACCGAGAAAGCAAUUGUCUUCAACACGUACCAGUGCUAUCUGAAGAACACUUACAAAGAGGUUUGCACCGACCUUGAACAAUCGAAGCGACAAAAUUUCUACUUCGGAGCCAAACUGGUCCGAGGAGCGUACAUUGAGCAGGAACGGGCACGCGCUGCUGCCCUGGGGUACGAUGAUCCGACGAAUCCAUCAUUCGAGGCGACCACGGAGAUGUACCACAAGACGCUGACCGAGUGUCUGAGACGAAUCAGGAUUCUGAAGGAUGCUGGUGAAGAUCCCAAGAAGAUCGCCAUCAUGGUGGCAUCGCAUAAUGAAGAUACGGUCCGGUUUGCUAUCGAGAAGAUGGAGGAAAUCGGAAUCCAUCCGGAGGACAAAGUCAUUUGCUUCGGUCAGCUGCUCGGCAUGUGUGACUACAUCACUUUCCCGCUAGGUCAAGCCGGUUACUCAGCCUACAAAUAUAUCCCAUACGGUCCCGUCAAUGAGGUGCUGCCAUAUCUCUCACGACGAGCCCAGGAGAACAAGGGAGUACUGCAGAAGAUUAGGAAGGAGAAAAGGCUGCUUCUGUCGGAAAUUGUCAAACGACUAGCUAAGGGUCAAUUAUUUUACAAACCCAAGGGUAAAUAUGUACCAAUUUAAGCCGUUUGAUCUGUAAUAAUCAAUGCUUGAUGGCUGAAUGAACAUAAAAGAUACGUCUCAUUUAAAAAUAAAAACACACACACACACACAUUCAUUCACUCACACAAAAACUAAGACAAAAACACACGAAUAUGCGCCUAUGGUAUCACACAUACAGACUUCCACAUAGCCGAUAUGACGAUUUGUCGUCAUCAGGUCAGCAAGAUGUGUGUUGUACCGGAAACCCCUUCUCCUAGUUCUGUAUCCUGGGCAGGUGGGCAGUGUACAAACGCAGAAGGACGGAAUAGAGAUCUGUGCAGGGUGUUUUGUAGAUUGAUUUGUAUGAUCGUGAAAACGACAUUAGAACCAAUCACAAAGAAAAACCAAUAAUUAUGUUUAGGAGGCAAAUCUAGUGUAUUGCUGAAUAGUUGGUACUCGUUAGAAUCUCGCUGACACGCAAUGUUGCUGUUUAGAGGGACAGCGCUACAAAUGGAGGGAACGGAAAUGAUACUUGCAAGAUGUUUUGUUCACUCACGAUGAAAAGUUUUUUCGAAAAGACUUGGUUAGGACUUGUUUUAGAAAUAUACCUACUUUUUAUUGUGAAAAAAACUAGGAUUUGUGAUUGUAAUUUUAAUUUGUAGUGCAUAAAGACGAAUAAUGUUUAAUAAAUUUCAUUUAGUGAAUCGAAUUCCUCGUCUGUCUAGCAGCAAUACUUCCCCGUGCAUUCUCUUCGCUUUAAAUUCCGGUUAAAAAAAAAAAAGAAUCAAAAUUCUAUAUUAUGCACACAGUGACAAGCAAACAAACUGCCUCAGGUCGACAAAUAUUAUCGGAUAUUAAAAUUUAAACAAAAAAUACAAACCAUCAACAAAGAAAAGAGUAAAACAUAAGAUCUAUAUGUUAAACUGUUCUGAAUCAUCUUGAUAUUGAACGAUUCUCGAAAGUGUGCUAUCCGUCGUAAUAAACAUUUCUGAGUGUUGAACUGAACGGUUAUGGAAAAUGGAUGUUUGGAAAAUGUUUACUUCAAUCCGUAGCUAAUAUCCUGUCACAUAAGCCACUCUGCGUGUACUGUAAUUAACUGUGAAAUCUCUAAACCAUUGAACUUUUAAGAUGCUUUCAUCUUUCGUGUGCAACUCUGAACAAGACAAGAAACAAGAACGCGCACUCCAUCGUAACAUCGAUUACGAUCCAAAUGUUGACAAUAACGAUAUAGAACUGGAAACAACUAACGCAAAUGACUUAUAUAGUGAAUCUCGGAACGAUAUAUACUAGAAUCCAAUGAAUGUAAAAUUGUAUUCGCGUUGUAAUCUAUCGGGAAGACAGCUCAGUGCAACGGUACAACAGAGCACAUAUAUCUACUAUGAUCUGGUGUUGAAACUGAAAAAUAAAACGCGCUAAAUGUCCACAUGCGAGGCAAAAUUUAAACUGGCAAUGCAACUAAAGGCUAUCUUAACAACGGUAGUCAACAUAAAUGCACCUAAGGACAUAGUCGUGAAGCAUUUUCGAUGGCAGGACGGCAGCAAACGAAUAAUGAAAUGUUCUAAUUGUAAGAUGUGUAAACAUAGUUAAAAUCAAUAAAAGGAAAAAAACAAA
This is a messenger RNA of Toxorhynchites rutilus septentrionalis, 4214 nucleotides long. It is a transcript of the gene slgA, whose product is annotated as proline dehydrogenase 1, mitochondrial. Gene Ontology annotation, molecular function: proline dehydrogenase activity; FAD binding. Lineage: Eukaryota; Metazoa; Arthropoda; Insecta; Diptera; Culicidae. Bases 672 to 2645 code for a protein of 657 amino acids. Gene Ontology annotation, cellular component: mitochondrion. The record is from RefSeq and is a predicted model, not a curated record. The transcript has 11 exons.